Messenger RNA from Hippoglossus stenolepis (Pacific halibut), 2088 nucleotides. RefSeq names its product retinoschisin 1a (gene rs1a). The record is from RefSeq and is a predicted model, not a curated record. Lineage: Eukaryota; Metazoa; Chordata; Actinopteri; Pleuronectiformes; Pleuronectidae. The transcript has 6 exons. Bases 80 to 778 code for a protein of 232 amino acids.
UAAUCCAGCCUCUCCAUCACUUCAUGGUUUGGUUGCUCAGUCUACAGUCGGUCUGGUCUGGUUUGAGGCAGGUUGGAAGAUGGCUCUCGACAUGCAGCGUUUCCUGCUCCCCCUGCUUCUCCUGGGUGCUAACGUGUUCGUCUGCAUCUAUGCUCAAGAGAAUGGUGUGUCCGAGACAUGGACCAGCAGGUCUUGCAAAUGUGACUGUGAAGGAGGAGAAACCCCCACUGAGUUCUCCUCCAUUGCGUCUGGCUCCUCCAUGGUGCGAGGAGUCGACUGCAUGCCAGAGUGUCCGUACCACAAACCUCUGGGCUUCGAGGCCGGGUCGGUGAAUCCAGAGCAGAUCACCUGCUCCAACCAGGACCAGUACACCGGCUGGUUCUCCUCAUGGCUCCCCAGCAAGGCCCGGCUCAACACCCAGGGUUUCGGGUGCGCCUGGCUCUCCAAGUUCCAGGACACCAGUCAGUGGCUGCAGAUCGACCUGACGGAGGUGAUGGUGGUGUCAGGGAUCCUGACUCAGGGCCGCUGUGACGCUGAAGAGUGGAUCACCAAGUACAGCGUUCAGUACCGCACGGACGAGAAGCUCAACUGGAUCUACUACAAAGACCAGACUGGAAACAACAGGGUGUUUUAUGGAAACUCCGACCGCUCCUCGUCUGUGCAGAAUCUUUUGCGGCCGCCCAUCGUGGCGCGCUACAUCCGCAUCCUCCCUCUCGGAUGGCACACACGCAUUGCUCUGCGCCUGGAGCUGCUACUCUGCAUGAACAAAUGCAUGUGAACGUCUCCUCCCAUCUCUACCCAAGGCCUUGUCCCAAAACUUCCAACUCUACCCAUAAAGCCCCGUCAUCACAGCGUACAACAUCCAUAGUUCUGACCCCCUUCCUCCAGCUACAUGUAGGAAAACCCCUCAAUUUCAAACAAUAUUCAGUUGAAAACCUUUUUAAAACGGGAGGAAAACAGUCAGACUUGUGUGAUUCCAUUCAAAUGUCUGUUUGAUAUGCUCAAUGAGCUUUCAUUCAGCCCACUCCUCAUUGUCUUUGUGUGACCCGUCUCGCUCGGGGCUUUAAUUUGGUGAAUUCUCAAUAGAUUGUUCCAGUUUCAAUCAAAUGGCAUAAAUUCAAAGCAAUAAUUAGGCAUGAUGAGGGAGCGGCAGCGUUGCUAUGGAGGUUGUAUCCACAGGUCUGAGACGAGCUCGCUCAAAACAACUCUUUCCUUCUGUGACAGGUCGAUGAAUUUCUGUCCUUCUCUCCCUUUAUUUAACGAUAAACGGGGAGUUUUCAGUUCUGCACCUCAGUCGGUUUCUCCUCCAUAUUUUCCUGGUGAAUCCUGUGUUUUCCUUAUCAACAAAUCCCAAGAAAAGUCCCCCAAACCAAUAAUGAAUUCUUGAUUCUUGAUUUCAUUAUAUCGGCCUGUAUUAUGUUUGUUAUCCCCAGUAAUUAUGAAAACACAUCAGUGAGCCGCAGUGACGUGUUCCUUCAUUACACGGGUGCUGUCGUUUAUUCUCAGUCACCAACACGUACGCUGUCGUGCUGCUCUAAAUACUCCGAGGCUCAGCGUGCAUCAACUCCGUAUUAAUCUGCAGCUCAAAAAAAUAAUCCCCAACAAAUGUAGUGUUUACUCCUGUUUGACUCGUGUUUGCUGAAAACUAGUCUCCAGCUGUUUUAGGAAAUGACUUAGUCUUAUUUUUUUUUUGGAAAGCUUUUCAUCCUCAGUACAAGUGGCUUUGGAGCUGAAAUCCAGGAAGUACUGAGAAAACCAUUGAACAUGUUUAUUUUUGUCUUUUCAAAGGAUUUGUUGAUUUCCUCUUUCUCUUGUUGUUUGUAAAUCUCAGGCACUUUUUAAAAUCAAUCACUUUUUAGGUGCUAUAUAUAUAUAUAUAUAUAUAAAUAUCAAGUGAUGAGAAAUUCACUAAUAUUCAUAUGUGGUUUUGUAUCGUGGUUGUUCCUGAUUUUGUUUUGUUGCCAUUUCAGUUAAAUUUCCCAUGGUGCUUUGGGAGCACACUUUGGGAGUUUCAUCGACUCUGAUGACGUGUUCCUUACUGUAUCUUUAAUUUGCUGUUUCCUCGACUAAAUAAAAUACUCGUCUCAC